AUGCUUCGACAUCUAUGGACUUUAAUAAAUCAUCGUUUUCCGUAUCUUCAACAAAUACAACACCAACGGGGUAUUAUUGGAACAGAGUCAUUUGUUAGAAACUAUAACAUUAUGGCGCAAUUAAUUGACGGAAAAGCAAUUGCAAAGUCUAUUCGUGACCAAGCCAAACUCGAAAUACAAGAAUUACAAGCGAAAUAUCCUGGGUUUAAACCACACCUUGCUAUUAUUCAGGUUGGAGAACGCGAAGACUCGACUGUUUAUGUGAGGCAGAAGGAAAGAGCUGCUAAAGAGUCGGGUAUCAACAUUACAAUUCAAAAACAAGAUUCUUCUAUUACCCAGUUUGAGCUUUUGAGAGCUGUGCAAGAGCUCAACAACAAUCCCUCUAUACACGGUCUACUUGUUCAACUUCCGCUUCCUGACCAUAUUAGCGAAAAAAUUAUAACAGAAGCUAUUAGUCCCAAAAAGGACGUUGAUGGUUUCCACGCACAUAAUAUCGGAAACCUUUCAAAACGCCAUAGUAGCCCGUUGUUUGUGCCGUGUACUCCAAAAGGAAUUAUAGAAUUGUUGAAUCGAACUGGAAUUCAGAUUUCUGGAAAACAUGCUGUUGUAGUAGGUCGUAGUGAUAUAGUGGGAUUCCCAGUAUUCACACUUCUCUCACGAGCAGAUGCAACUGUCACGUUAUGUCAUUCAAAGACUGAGAAUCUUCCCGAAAUUACAAAAACAGCCGAUAUCCUUAUCGUUGCCGUCGGCAAAACAGAAUAUAUUAAGGGUGAUUGGGUUAAACCAGGAGCUGUUGUUAUCGAUGUUGGAACCAAUGCUGUUGAAGAUCAAUCCAAAAAAAGCGGAAUCCGCUGGGUUGGCGAUGUAGAAUUCUCGAGCGUCUCCCAAGUCGCGUCACACAUAACACCAGUUCCAGGCGGGGUAGGUCCAAUGACGGUAGCCAUGUUGUUGUAUAACACAGUCGAUAGCGCCAAAAGAUUUUGGAAAGAGAGUAGGGAAAGGCGUGUUACCAGUCUAACGCUGAAACCGUUCAUCCCCGUCCCCAGUGACAUCGAUAUUGCUUCGUCGCAGACGCCGAAACCGAUAAAGGCUUUGGCUGAAGAAUUGGGGUUGGCAGGGAAUGAGUACGAGCUGUAUGGUCAAUAUAAAGCCAAAGUUAAUUUGAGUGUAUUAGACCGAUUAAAGAACAGGAAAGAUGGAAAAUAUAUUGUAGUGACGGGAAUAACACCAACACCACUUGGUGAAGGUAAAUCCACCACAACGAUAGGCAUCUCACAAGCGCUCGGCGCCCACCUAGGUAAAAUAGCCUUCGCGUGUGUACGCCAGCCGUCACAAGGGCCCACUUUUGGUAUCAAAGGAGGCGCAGCGGGUGGCGGGUAUUCACAAGUAAUCCCGAUGGAUGAAUUUAAUUUGCAUUUAACCGGUGAUAUUCAUGCAGUUACGGCGGCUAAUAAUUUAAUGGGUGGGGCGCGCAAAUCAGCGGCUGCUAUCGAUGCUCGAAUUCUUCAUGAAAGUACCCAAACUGACAAGGCGUUGUUCAAUAGACUUUGCCCCCUUAAAAAAGGGGAAAGAACAUUUGCUCCUGUCAUGGUGAAACGACUACAAAAACUUGGUAUAAACAAAACAAAUCCUGAUGACUUGACUUCUGAAGAAAUAAGUAAAUUCGUCCGCUUAAAUUUCGAUCCGGACACUAUAACAUGGCAACGUGUCAUGGACACUAACGAUCGUUUUCUUCGACGAAUAACCAUUGGGCAAAACUCAACAGAAAAGGAAUUUGCACGCGCGACAGGAUUUGACAUUUCCGUUGCGAGUGAAUGUAUGGCGAUUCUUGCGUUAACUACCGACCUUAAAGACAUGCGCGAGCGACUUGGUCGAAUGGUGGUGGCAAAUAGCAAGGACCGUGUUCCGAUAACUGCUGACGAUUUGGGCGUUGGCGGUGCACUGACAGUCUUGUUAAAAGACGCGAUAAAACCGAAUCUUAUGCAAACGUUGGAAGGCACGCCUGUAUUUGUACAUGCCGGUCCAUUUGCAAAUAUUGCUCAUGGGAAUUCGUCGAUUCUGGCAGAUAAAAUAGCUUUGAAACUUGCGGGCACCGAAGAAGGCGAUGAUGAGACUGAAACCGGAUUUGUCAUUACUGAAGCUGGGUUCGGUGCUGAUAUUGGCAUGGAGAAAUUUUUCAAUAUAAAAUGUCGGAUGUCGGGGUUGAUUCCUGAUGCUGUGGUUUUGGUUGCUACUUUGAGAGCAUUGAAGAUGCACGGUGGCGGUCCAGAAGUGAUACCUGGAAAACCACUUUCCGGAGAAUAUGUAGAAGAAAAUUUGGACCUUUUGGAAAAAGGAUGUGCGAAUCUUAUCAAGCAUAUACAAAACGCAAAAAAAUUUAGGCUACCUGUGGUGGUGGCCAUUAAUCAAUUCACGACAGAUACCGAGGCCGAGUUAACUCUCGUCCGCAAAAUAGCCAUUGAAGCCGGUGCUGAUGACGCCGUUCCAGCCUCACAUUGGGCUGAAGGUGGUGCAGGUGCAAUCAAGCUUGCAAAAGCCAUUGUACAAGCCACAUCAAACCCUCAAAAGAAUUUUCAAUUUUUAUACGAUCUCAACAGGAGUAUUAUUGAAAAAAUUGAGAUUAUCGCUAAAGAGAUGUAUGGAGCAAGUGAUAUCAGUCUGAGUGAUAAAGCUAAAGAAAAAGUCGAGAUAUACACAAAGCAGGGCUUUGGAAAUCUGCCUAUAUGUAUGGCCAAGACACAUCUUUCUUUAUCGCAUGAUCCAAAGCUAAAAGGUGUGCCUACCGGGUUUACGGUGAUUGUUCGUGAUAUACGUGCUUCUGUCGGUGCUGGGUUUUUGUAUCCAUUGUUAGGUGAAAUGCAAACAAUGCCUGGAUUGCCUACACGCCCUUGUUUCUUUGAUGUCGAUCUGGACUUUGAGUCUGGAAGGGUCGUUGGUUUAUUUUAA
Ambispora gerdemannii is the source of this 2946-nucleotide messenger RNA. NCBI's taxonomy places the organism in Eukaryota, Fungi, Glomeromycota, Glomeromycetes, Archaeosporales, Ambisporaceae. The record is from the annotation of a GenBank genome assembly.